Telopea speciosissima is the source of this 1905-nucleotide messenger RNA. RefSeq lists its product as uncharacterized. The coding region runs from base 260 to 1630 and encodes 456 amino acids. Gene Ontology annotation, cellular component: site of double-strand break; nucleus. The transcript has 11 exons. Gene Ontology annotation, biological process: double-strand break repair. The record is from RefSeq and is a predicted model, not a curated record. Lineage: Eukaryota; Viridiplantae; Streptophyta; Magnoliopsida; Proteales; Proteaceae.
UCAUGAAUAACUCACCACAGAAAAUCCUCCUUCUUCCAUUUCUCCGAGACAGUGAGAUCCUCAGUCCUCAAAAUCUCGCUGGUUGUCUUGUAGGAUCGGUUUGAAGAAGGAUAUUUCUCAUUCUCCUCGACUCCUAAGCGUUUCGUUUACUGUUGAUAUCUUCUUGUCUGCAAUUUAUCUCUGUCUGCUCUUUUAUCUCUGUUUUCUCCCCCGCUAAUUCAAAAUCCUAUUUGAGAAUCACAUCCGUGAGCAACUGAGCAUGGGAGAUGUGAAGACCUGGAUUGUAACCUAUACGAAGCACAUCAAGCAGAAGAGGAAAGUAUAUCAAGACGGUGUUUUAGAGAGUCACGGCUCCACCAACAAGGUUAUGCUUUAUGAUGAUAGUGGGAAACUCCUAGAAUGUAAGUUGCUGAAGGAGGAAGUUGUUGGAUCUGGUGAAACACUAGCAUUUGAUUCCUAUCUUGUUGACAUUGGUGAUCCCAAAGGAAGCCAUGAGCAUGUAACAAACUUAAACACUCAAGAAAGAACUAGGAGAUCGAGUGGAACCAAUAGGAUUAUGCAUGGACAGAAGGCCAGAAAUAUUCAUACCUUUGUUGAAAAGAGGACCGAUGUUGGAAACACUGGAGCCCCACAGGAUCGUCCAAAUGUGACAAAAAGCAUUACCAGAGAAUGGCAUGCCCUGUACACUACACAGAUAACUCAAAAAGCUAAGAAGUAUCAUGACGGAUUCCUGCGGCUUUCUAUUUGUGGUUCCCAAGGGAGGCAGGUUAUGCUAUAUGAUGGAAGCAGGAAACUCUUAGAUUCUAGGUUCUUGAAGAAGGACGAAGCGAUAGGACCUGGUGAAACACUAUCAUUUGAUGCCCAUCUGGUGGACAUUGGAGAUCCGGAAGGAAAUCAUAGUGCUCUAAAGGAUCUCAAUUAUAAAGGAGAAGAUACCAAAGUGAUCGAUUUGACCGGGAUAACACAUGAACAAAAGGCUAGACAUUGUACUUCUGUUGAGCAUGGGAACAAGGAACGAAAGAACUCUGGAUCACUGCAAAGUCCUGCUAAUGCUCCACAAACUUCUGUGAAAGAGUGGAAUGCCUUGUACACCACACAAAUAACUCAAAAGGCCAAGAAAUUCCAUGAUGGAAUCCUUCAGCUUGAUUUUUGCAGUCCCCGUGGGAAGCAGGUUAUUUUGCUGGAUGAGGAUGGAACAAAGCUGACUAAUAAGUACAUUAAAUUCUCAGAAGAUGUGAGAACUGGAAGUACUCUUGAACUAACAAAAUACCUGGUUGAGAUUGGUGAACCACGAGAACUUCAGGGAGGUAUAAUUCUGUACAAAAGAAUGCUUCUUCAGGGGAAGGUGUACGUUCGAAUUCCAGCAGCUACAUUGCCGAUAACCUUGGGAUCUCUAGAAGCACACUAUUACGUGAUGCUGAGCAGAUCUUGUCCAUUCUCAAGAAGCCAUUGGCUCAGGAGAGUGUUGUGCAUACCAGACAGGUACCAGUGGAGCCGUCUCAUUCUUCACAUCCUUUAUACUCAGUUCAAUCUGGCACUCAGGAUCAACUGCCAGCCGGAAGUUCCCAAGGGGCAAAAUAUUUUGAGAGAAAUGAAGCGGAUGAUCAUGAAUAUGAUAAUAAAAAUUUGAAUGGAGCAAGAACUGCCUCCUUUAAUACCUGCAGAAGUGAGAUCUUAGAAUCCAAGGUGGCUCAGGAUGAUCUUGUGGUUGACAUCACCAAUUUGAUGGAUCAUAACCAUAGGAUAUCUACUUUUGCUUGCUCCCCUGGAGCAGCAGCAUCCAACAUUUCGUCCAAGCCCGGUUUGGGGUACACUGAUAAGAGAAUAAUCAAAACAGCUCAAUCCAUUGCAGAGCCUCAAGCUUCAGAUGCUAUUAUACUGGAUUUGCCUGAUGAGAACCUACCA